Messenger RNA from Fulvia fulva, 576 nucleotides. RefSeq lists its product as uncharacterized. Lineage: Eukaryota; Fungi; Ascomycota; Dothideomycetes; Mycosphaerellales; Mycosphaerellaceae. The coding region runs from base 1 to 576 and encodes 191 amino acids. The record is from RefSeq and is a predicted model, not a curated record. The transcript has 5 exons.
AUGGCACCAUUAGUACCAGCGUUGGCGCAGAGCGAAAGCAAGGCCAGAUUUUUUGCGCGCCUGGGUCUGAACCCUGCGGACUCGGUUCACAAAAGAGUGUAUGCCUUGAUGAAGAUGGAAGCCGCAGAGGCACGACGGCGCCUGAUGCAGAGCCAAAUCAGCAGUACCGCCCAGAUCCACGAGAUUACCUGGCAACGAGAGGUGAUGCGCAUCUACGAAUUGGCGCGGAUCGAGACCAAGGCUGUCUACCAGUUUGGCCACGACACAACGGAUCGCGAGAUACCGGACAACUGGAUCAUCAGAUGGUACGCCAAGAAAAAGCUACUAUGGCACGUGUUCAGGUAUCGAGAUUAUCGCAACAAAGGCCGGCCACCAACUCUCACACCAACGACGUCAGUAUCCAGCGAUGAUGAAGAUGCUACAAGUCGUAGUCCCGCUUCCGUAACUGUAGACCCCGAUGACGUUCCCGACCCAGAUGCCGACGCUGGUCCUGCAUCAGGUUCAAGCGCUCCUGCAACGAACGCAAGUAGCGCGAGUCAAUAUUGGGACCCGGUUAGAGAGCAGUGGCGGAAGUGA